AUGGGCCAGAAUAAAUCUCGACUUUCGAAAGAAGAAAUCAAGAGGCUUGAGACGACGACGAAAUUCACCAAAGCAGAGAUCAAAGUCUGGUACAGAGGAUUCAUCCAAGACUGUCCCGAUGGCGAGCUGAAGCUCAACGAAUUCGCAGAAAUUUACCGGGGCUUCUUUCCCGAUGGAAACUCGCACGAGUUUGCGUCAAUGGUUUUCUCGGUUUUUGAUGUGAACGGAGAUGGGACUAUUCAAUUCGAUGAGUUUUUGAACGCCUUGUCGAUAACUUCAAAAGGCUCGAUGGAGGAGAAACUAGAAUGGGCUUUCCGAAUUUACGAUUUGGACGAUUCGGGCACGAUCGACAAGCAAGAAAUGGUCAAAAUCAUCAAUGCGAUGAUCUCUAUGGCUGGUUCUACUGGCGUAAAUUCGUGUGAAAAAGCGGAAGAUCGAGUGGAAAAAAUCUUCCAAAUCAUGGACGCUGACGGAAACGGAGAACUUUCCAGAGAGGAAUUUCUACAAGCUGCUCGAAAGGAUCAGAGCAUUGUUGCUGCGCUAAGCUUUAUCAGAUGUUAA
This is a messenger RNA of Oikopleura dioica, 561 nucleotides long. The record is from the annotation of a GenBank genome assembly. Lineage: Eukaryota; Metazoa; Chordata; Appendicularia; Copelata; Oikopleuridae.